Sclerotinia sclerotiorum 1980 UF-70 is the source of this 3546-nucleotide messenger RNA. RefSeq lists its product as hypothetical. The transcript is spliced from 4 exons. Gene Ontology annotation, molecular function: protein binding; ubiquitin protein ligase activity. Bases 1 to 3546 code for a protein of 1181 amino acids. The record is from RefSeq and is a predicted model, not a curated record. Lineage: Eukaryota; Fungi; Ascomycota; Leotiomycetes; Helotiales; Sclerotiniaceae. Gene Ontology annotation, biological process: protein polyubiquitination; ubiquitin-dependent protein catabolic process.
AUGUUCCAAACAUUCAGUGGGAGUUCUCGUAAACCAAGACAAGUCAAUCUUUCCGGCCAAAAUCCAAAUCCAUUCGCUGCCAGCUCCUGGAAUUCUUCCGCUUCCGCUGCUCAGAAGACAUUGGCACAUGCGCAACAAGAGAGAGAACAGCGUCAGAAAGAAAGAGAGAGGCUCAACGCUUCGAAGAAAAUCCAGAGGGUAUGGAGGGGUCAUAAAGUCAGAACCGAGCUUGCCGAUGCACGAAGACGACAAUACCAUUUGUCCUACACUUCUCAGGAAGAAGGGCCCGAUGCGCCCAUCACGGUUGAGCAACUACAGUUGUUGUUUGCAUUUUGCAGCCCCGAUCGGGAGGAUGAUAUAGCACAAUUGACGGCACUUGGUAGAAAGUUGGUUAUUAAUAAUAAUGCCGAACUUAUAGGUCAAGCAGAGUAUCAACCUUAUUUGCCGAAACUAGCAAAGCUCAUACUCAGCGCGGUCAUGCGUUCCUUACCCAGCUACGACACAGCCCUAUUCAAGUUACUGUUGAAUAUACUAGUGUACAGAAGAGAUAUACUCUCACAUAUUUCAAUUCCUUAUUACAACUUUCUGUCAGCUGCAGUGGUCAACAGCAGUAUCACUGAUGGACGUCGUGCAGAGCUUGUCUCGGCAGUACUCUUUCCUCUUGAAGAGCCUCCUUUGACGCCAGCAGAUUCGUCCAAUAUCUAUUCAGCCAUGGCAUUUCAGUUCCUUACCACUCCAAAUUUGGAGACUAGACUGGGAGAUUUACAAGGACUCGCAUCUAAGAUGAGCGGCAAUCUCCUAGCUACAGCUAUAGUCCGUGACUAUUCAAACAUCUCUUCCUCGCAGUCAAAUCCAGAGGCAAAGCUAUGGCUGCUUGCUCACUUCAUUGCAACAUAUCAUAUGCGAGAGCAUCGUGAACAGGAAGUUGAGCUAUUGAGAGCCUUAUCUCUCCAGCUAACGGCGUGCUCAGUCGAUAUUAUUGGCAAGAUCGAUGGCGUUGAACCAAUAUCUAAUACUUCUCAAAAAAAUGAAAGCGAAGAAACGGGAAUCCAUCUUGUACGGAACUUGCCCACAUUCAUCAGUAGUCAGUUGAUGUCUUUAGUAAAUAAAGCUUCAAUAGUAGGACUACUGGAGAGAUUUAACAUCGAUUAUGCCAAAAGGUCGACAACGGGCCAGGAGGAUGCAAGCUUCUUGGCGAGUUAUGCUCUUACACUGUUGAGAAUCUUCCCACAUCGUGCGGAUGAAAUUAGAAUGUGGCUUUGUUCUAGCUCUAUGACAGCUUCAAAUGGUGACCAGGUGCUGGCUCUCAAGUUCUUUUGGCAGGCAAUGAGCUCAACGAGCACCUUCAAAGCUAUCGUGGCGGAUUCGAAGGCUGCGUUAGAAAUUCUUCGAUAUCAAAAGCAACACAGUAAUGAACCAUCUCAAGAAGUUUUGUCAAGAAAUCGAGAAUGGAGAACCAUUCUUCUUUUCCUAGAACUUUAUACAUUUGUCCUAAAAUUCAUAGACGAUGAGGACUUCCUCGGCGGCAGCAUGGAGUCAAGUCAAGCAAGUGGAACUGUUUCCAAGAUUCGAGGGAGUGCCCUGCCAUUGGAAUCUGUCGAGAAACUCACCCUUUUCCUGAAGAACAUCUCAUUCACUACUUAUUAUAAUGCUGCAGAACUUUCUACUGAUGAUAAGCCCGGUAUGGAAGAUGUUUCAAGCACCUAUAUCAGCAUCAACAAUCAAUCUGGAAAGGAGCGAGAGGGCCUUGACGAGGGGUCAACGACAAGUAACUCAAGUUGGCCAUUCGCCGGAAUUUCGGGCAUGACGUUCUACUAUAUGAGGACAAUUGUUAUCGGGGUCAUGCGAAUGAUCUAUGAACGAGAUUCGAGACGACAAUUUUUGCCAAAAGAUCAUUGGCUCAUGACGACACGUUUUGACAUGAAAGGCUUUAUUGUUGAUGUUAUUAAGGAGCAAGAAAGACGACAAGAAGUUGUAGACGGUGAAGGUACUGAAGACGAGAUUGAUGAAGACGCAGAAGAGUUUGGGCGUGUCCAGAGCAUCAAUAUAAGGCGUCUGACUCGACCGCAUCUGAUGAUACAGCAGGAGAAUUUCAGUCGGCAGCAGCGAAAAAUCUAUAAACGCAAACUCAUGGCCACCGUUGGACCAAGAAUUGAGGUGUUAGAAAAUAUGCCAUUUGUUAUCCCUUUUGAAACUCGUGUUGAGAUAUUUCGUCAGUUCGUCAUGUUGGAUCAACUCAAGAGACGAGCAGGUGUCGUUGAUCCAGAUUUAUGGCGAAUGCGAAUGGAAGAUAUGUCACAUACUCUGCAUGCUGCACGAUUAGUUCUUGGCAGGCAUUAUGCACGGAUUCGUCGAGAAAGCGUUUUUGAAGAUGCUUUUGAGGCCUUCUACCCGCUGUCAGAAGGUCUUAAGGAACCAAUUCAGAUCACGUUUAUUGACAGCUUCGGUACUGCUGAGGCUGGUAUUGAUGGCGGUGGAGUGACGAAAGAGUUUCUUACCAGUGCAACAAAUGAAGCAUUUCGCGGCCCUCUAGGCUAUGGUAGUCGCACAUCCCUUUUUGUGACGAAUGAUCAAAAUCUACUCUACCCCAAUCCAACAGCGACUGAACAAGAUUAUGAAUUUUUGAGAUCGAAUGGGAUCACCGAGACCAACCCUGAUUGGAAGGCACAUAGCGCACAGCUGCGCAAUCGCAUGCAAUUCUUAGGUCGCAUAGUAGGGAAGUGUUUGUAUGAGGGAAUUCUUGUCGAUAUCAAUUUUGCUGGAUUUUUCCUUCUCAAAUGGUCUGCUGCAUUUUCUGGUUCAGAAGCAACAAGCCGUGGCAAUCUCAACGAUUUACGUGACCUUGACGAAGGAUUAUAUCAAGGGCUAUUAAAACUCAAAAAUUAUCCUGGAAAUGUCGAAGACUUCUCGCUCGACUUCACCAUAACCGACACCAUUCCCAGCCACAUACCGGGUGGCCGUCCUAAAAUUAUCACCCGGGAUCUUAUGCCAAAUGGCUCCAAUAUUCCUGUUACAAAUGAAAAUCGUCUCCUCUACAUUGCAUACGUCGUUCGCCACCGUCUCCAUAUUCAACCUUACGAACUUACCCAAGCUUUCCUUCGCGGUCUCGGCCAAAUCAUAAAUCCUUCAUGGUUAAGCAUGUUUAACCAAGUCGAACUUCAAACUCUAAUUUCCGGCGAAACAUCCGAGAUCAACAUUGAUGAUUUACGUAGAAACACAAGAUAUGGCGGUGUAUAUGAGAUUGGAGAUGAUGGACUUGAACACCCAACUGUCAUGAUGUUUUGGCAAGUUAUGAAAGAGUUCGAAGAUGAGGAUAGGAGAAAAGUACUCAAGUAUGUGACGAGCACGCCAAGAGCACCCUUAUUGGGAUUCUCAUCGUUGGUUCCACGGUUUAGUAUCAGGGAUGGUAGUUUGGAUGAGAAGCGACUGCCAAGUGCGAGUACGUGUGUUAAUCUGUUGAAAUUGCCGAGGUAUCAAAGUAAGGAGAAGCUGAAAGAGAAGUUGUUGUAUGCAAUCAAUGCAGGGGCUGGUUUUGAUCUUUCGUGA